AAACAGAAUCUAAUGUGCGACUGUCACAAACUGACCUAUAAUGACGUUUUUAAUAAAUACCAGCUUAAAAUGACUUAACUGCGUUAAAACCUGUUCUUAUUGUGACUUGUUCUUCAGGAAAAUCGUCGUCAGACUAUUCUGAGGCUGCAGUUUCAAGUUCAAGACUGAAGAACCUGAAGAGAAGAUGCCAGCUAGAAACACUUUAAACAGUGAGGUCAGAUACUCCAAACUAGCCAGUGAUGAUGAUGGAUAUAUUGAUCUCCAGUUUAAGAAAAGUCCUCCCAAAGUCCCUUAUAAAGCGAUCGCCCUGGCAACAGUUCUCUUCCUCAUCGGCUCCAUUCUGAUCAUCAUCGGAUCCCUCCUGUUAGCAGGAUACUUUGAAGUUAAUGAUCACCAUGAUCGCAGCAUCCCAGUCCUGAUUAUUGGAAUCCUAGUCUUUCUUCCGGGGUUUUACCACCUGCGCAUCGCCUAUUACGCCUUCAAGGGUUACCGCGGUUAUUCCUAUGAUGACAUCCCUGAUUUUGAUGACUGAGUGGUGAGGAUGGGCUGAUCUGACAGUACUUUGAACCUGGUUUUCCAGAAAUGCACCAUCGCUGAUGUCUGCCACGUCAGAAUGACUUGAAAGACUCAUUUUUUUACAUUUUCAUAGACAAAGAAGGCAAUUUGAAUUCAUUAACUAGUAUGAUUACUUAGGUUUCAUGUAAGGAAAAUAAAUUUAUCAUGAAUUUAAUGCCAUUAUUUGUAAUGCAAACAGAUCUCAGUUCAGUUGUUACAAGUUGUUG
Molecule: messenger RNA, 782 nt
Organism: Carassius carassius (crucian carp)
Lineage: Eukaryota; Metazoa; Chordata; Actinopteri; Cypriniformes; Cyprinidae
Product: transmembrane protein 230-like
Exons: 4
Coding region: 185-532 (115 amino acids)
Biological process (GO): synaptic vesicle transport
Cellular component (GO): synaptic vesicle; endomembrane system
Source: RefSeq, a predicted model, not a curated record